Drosophila bipectinata is the source of this 545-nucleotide messenger RNA. Lineage: Eukaryota; Metazoa; Arthropoda; Insecta; Diptera; Drosophilidae. The record is from RefSeq and is a predicted model, not a curated record.
UUUACGUAACUUUGUUUGUCUGGUGUGGAUAUUUAUUUAUUUUAAAAUGCUGCUCAGGAACUGUAUAAUGGCCUUACGCGUUACCAGCUCAAAGGUUACGCUGCACCCUGCCGUAAAACCACAAAGAUUGACCCUGAUCCCCGCAAGGAAUCUUCAACAACGUUUCUAUAGCAGCCAGUCUCCUGUUAUUGGAAUAGUGGACUACGACGUGGUCAAGAAGCUACCCAGUGAACCCCAAAAGCUGCUCAUCGACGUCCGUGAGCCAGACGAACUUAAAGAGACUGGACAAAUCCCCUCCAGCAUUAAUAUACCUCUGGAUGUGGUCAGCCAAGAACUGUCCACCAGUGACAGCGCCUUCAAAUCGAAAUACGGCAGGGAAAAGCCCAAGCCGGAUACGGAGAUUAUAUUCCACUGCAAGAUAGGCAAGAGGAGUCUCAAAGCCGCGGAAGCUGCCACCGCUUUGGGAUUCAAAAAAGUUAGCAACUAUGAGGGAUCCUGGCUGGACUGGGCCAAGCGCGAGGGAUUGCCAAAGUAAAUUGGGAAAA